AUGUCUACUCAACUCCAGAACGUCUUUCCCACGAAUAUCACGGAAAACAAGGGGACCAUGGGGGUUGCACCCACGGGCAGACAAAACUACAAAAUUGCUUUGAUUCCUGGUGACGGCAUUGGCAUCGAAGUCAUCCAUGAAGGCAAAGUAGUCCUUCAGAAGCUUGCAGCGGAGCUUAACACGUUCGAUCUGGAAUUCGAGGAAUUCGAGUGGAGCAGUGCCUACUACAAGAAGCAUGGGAAAUAUCUACCUGAUGAUUAUCUAGCGCAGGUGAAAAAGUUCAACGCAAUUCUGUUUGGUGCUGUUGGUGCUCCUGAUGUUCCGGAUCAUAUUUCACUUUGGGGUCUUCGGCUUGCAUUGUGUCAACCACUACAGCAGUACGCUAAUGUUCGGCCAACUCGUAUUCUUCGGGGUACUACUUCUCCACUUCGUAAUUGCAAACCGGGGGAUCUUGAUUGGGUCAUUGUCCGAGAGAACUCGGAAGGAGAGUAUGCUGGCCAUGGCGGAACAUCACAUACUGGUGAACCAUGGUCUGUGGCCACAGAAACGUCAAUAUUCACACGACAUGGCGUGGAAAGGAUCAUGCGAUUCGCUUUCGAGACUGCGAAAAGUCGGCCGCGGAAGAAGCUUACAGUGGUUACUAAAAGCAACGCUCAGAGAAACGGAAUGGUCUUCUGGGACACCAUUGCCUCAGAAGUUGCCAAAGAUUUCCCGGAUGUUGAGGUUGACAAGAUGCUGGUGGAUGCCAUGACCACUCGGAUGGUGCUGAAGCCAGAAAGCAUUGACACAGUCGUAGCUACGAACCUGCAUGCGGAUAUCCUCUCAGACUUAGCUGCUGCAUUAGCUGGGAGUAUUGGCAUUGCACCUACCUCGAAUCUGGACCCAACACGAGAAAACCCAUCAAUGUUUGAGCCUAUUCAUGGGAGUGCUUUUGACAUUACGGGAAAGGAGCUUGCUAACCCUGUCGCUACAUUCUGGACGGCAGCAGAAAUGUUGAGAUGGCUGGGGCAGCCAGAUGCAGCUGCACUUCUCAUGGAGUCCGUAGAGAAUGUUACAGAGACCGGAAUCAAGACGGCAGAUUUGGGUGGGUGGCAAAAUACGAAAGAAGUCACGGAUGCUGUCUGCAAAGAGAUACAGAGGUUGGCCAAGGAAAAUCAAAAAGCCUGA
Lachnellula hyalina is the source of this 1167-nucleotide messenger RNA. RefSeq names its product putative tartrate dehydrogenase/decarboxylase TtuC' (gene ttuC'). The transcript has 3 exons. Lineage: Eukaryota; Fungi; Ascomycota; Leotiomycetes; Helotiales; Lachnaceae. Gene Ontology annotation, molecular function: NAD binding; oxidoreductase activity, acting on the CH-OH group of donors, NAD or NADP as acceptor; magnesium ion binding. The record is from RefSeq and is a predicted model, not a curated record. Bases 1 to 1167 code for a protein of 388 amino acids.